UGGGGUUUCCCGUGUCUCUGGGGCAGGAAGACAGGUCCGGGCUAGCAUCGCUUUAUGGCAAGUUUAAACUGCAGCAUUCAACCUGUCGGGAGUCCGCUUUACUGAAGAUCUAGAGGGUUAAUCCUAAACCAUGUGGAAUGGCUUCCACAUCUGGAAUAGUCCAUAUUAGGGCAAUGCUGGGCAUGUUAAGAACCGCUCAAACAGUGCUUGGAAAGAAAUGAUAAUUUUUUUUAGCGAUGAUCUGGGGCAUAUUUAAGCCGACAUUCCUGCUAGAUGAACGUGCUGGCCUAGGAUCAGGCAAGAAAAGGCUGAACGCCUUUCUAAGGACGGACUCUUUCUGUACAGCUCCACUUGGGGAAGGUGAGUCUGCCCCGCCCGUGGCGGAGAGGCGAUGCCCAGGCUGCUGAAUCCGGUCCCUGGCGUGGUUCCAGCUCUGCUCUAGGAGACCCGGCGCUCUGAGACCUCAUAGACAGCCCGAAAUGGGGAUGCCACCCUUGCUCUUCUGUUGGGUGUCUUUCGUGCUUCCACUUUUUGUGGCAGCAGGUAACUGUACUGAUGUCUAUAUGCACCAUGAGAUGAUUUCAGAGGGCCAGCCUUUCCCCUUCAACUGCACAUACCCUCCAGUAACAAACGGGGCAGUGAAUCUGACAUGGCAUAGAACACCCAGUAAGAGCCCAAUCUCCAUCAACAGACACGUUAGAAUUCACCAGGACCAGUCCUGGAUUUUGUUUCUUCCGUUGGCAUUGGAGGACUCAGGCAUCUAUCAAUGUGUUAUAAAGGAUGCCCACAGCUGUUACCGAAUAGCUAUAAACCUAACCGUUUUUAGAAAACACUGGUGCGACUCUUCCAACGAAGAGAGUUCCAUAAAUUCCUCAGAUGAGUACCAGCAAUGGUUACCCAUAGGAAAAUCGGGCAGUCUGACGUGCCAUCUCUACUUCCCAGAGAGCUGUGUUUUGGAUUCAAUAAAGUGGUAUAAGGGUUGUGAAGAGAUUAAAGUGAGCAAGAAGUUUUGCCCUACAGGAACAAAGCUUCUUGUUAACAACAUCGACGUGGAGGAUAGUGGGAGCUAUGCAUGCUCAGCCAGACUGACACACUUGGGGAGAAUCUUCACGGUUAGAAACUACAUUGCUGUGAAUACCAAGGAAGUUGGGUCUGGAGGAAGGAUCCCUAACAUCACGUAUCCAAAAAACAACUCCAUUGAAGUUCAACUUGGCUCCACCCUCAUUGUGGACUGCAAUAUAACAGACACGAAGGAGAAUACGAACCUCAGAUGCUGGCGAGUUAACAACACCCUGGUGGACGAUUACUACAACGACUCCAAACGCAUCCAGGAAGGAAUCGAAACCAAUCUGUCUCUGAGGAAUCACAUUCUGUACACAGUGAACAUAACAUUCUUAGAAGUGAAAAUGGAGGACUACGGCCAUCCUUUCACAUGCCACGCUGGCGUGUCCGCAGCCUACAUCAUUCUGAAACGCCCAGCUCCAGACUUCCGGGCUUACCUCAUAGGAGGUCUCAUGGCUUUCCUACUUCUGGCCGUGUCCAUUCUGUACAUCUACAACACCUUUAAGGUCGACAUCGUGCUUUGGUAUAGGAGUACCUUCCACACUGCCCAGGCUCCAGAUGACGAGAAGCUGUAUGAUGCCUAUGUCUUAUACCCCAAGUACCCAAGAGAAAGCCAGGGCCAUGAUGUGGACACACUGGUGUUGAAGAUCUUGCCCGAGGUGCUGGAGAAACAGUGUGGAUAUAAGUUAUUCAUAUUUGGCAGGGAUGAAUUCCCUGGACAAGCUGUGGCCAGCGUCAUUGAUGAAAACAUUAAGCUGUGUAGGAGGCUGAUGGUCCUCGUGGCACCAGAGACAUCCAGCUUCAGCUUUCUGAAGAACUUGACUGAAGAACAAAUCGCUGUCUACAAUGCCCUCGUCCAGGACGGCAUGAAGGUCAUUCUGAUUGAACUGGAGAGAGUCAAGGACUACAGCACCAUGCCCGAGUCCAUUCAGUACAUCCGACAGAAGCACGGGGCCAUCCAGUGGGAUGGGGACUUCACAGAGCAGGCACAGUGCGCCAAGACGAAAUUCUGGAAGAAAGUGAGAUAUCAUAUGCCACCCAGGAGGUACCCGGCAUCUCCCCCCGUCCAGCUGCUAGGACACACACCCCGCAUACCAGGCUAGUGCAGUGCCACCGCCACGGGGCUCAUAACUCCUUAAGAGCGGUUAGUGUGUGGUGGCUCGCACUACAACCUCUCUGGAUCAUCUACCCCCGUAGCUUGCUCUUUUGUGCUUGUGAGCGACCUCGUCCUUAGCCACGUCAUAUUUUGAUUUUUUGUUUGUUUUGUUUGUUUGUUGUAUGCUUUUAGUCAUAGCUGAUUCGUACUACUCCUGUUUGCUUCAUGGUUCCUGAAUCCCCAGAGACUCCCCUGAGCAUGGGUGGCUAUCAUGUUGGGCCUCCAUAUCAGCGAGAUCUUGAGGAUGACAGAUCAGGUGACCAGGAUGCUUAGUCCUGGUUUGGGAUGGGAGGCUGGGCAGUCUGAGGAUGCCAAGUGGCCAGCCUUGGGGAAGACCAGAAAGAGCAGUAGUUCAAUGUCUGUGUUUGUACAGGGUUCACCAGGCUCUGGUCCUCAGGCACUGUAGACUGCAUUUGAAUCCCCUUCAUUCUCCUAUCGCAUUUAGAUAACUCACCAUUGUGGGAACGGGACCGAGGACUGGGGGUUGAGGGGAAGAAAGAGGUGACAGAGUCACGCGAUGAAUCCUGGGAAAUCAGACUCUGGAGACUAGCAUCAGGGUGCGUUCUGAGUUUAUUGCGCAGCACUAUGUAGUAUUUACAGCGUUCGAGCCAAUCCCAGGCCCUAGAUGUUCAGCCAAUCAUAUCUUGCUACACCAUCACCAUGCCCCAAUGAAAGCCCUGCCCGAUGAGGUAACUCAGAAGGAGUAGGGAUGGGGAGCAUCAUUACAUGUUAGGACUUCCGUGAAGAUGGAGGAAGCAGCCUCCGCCCUGACCCGGGUUCCUUUUCUGCUGCUUCACGGAUGCUCCAGGAGCCACAUUGGAUCUAGUGCCGUGUGCAGCAAAUCAUUACUCUGAGGAGUCGCAGGAGCCUUUGACACCUCACUCUCCACCCACUUUUUCCUUCAUAGAGUUGACCUCCACAUCCCCCAAACCAUGGAACAAUAACGAUGCCCCUACAAGCUGCUUAGAUGUCAUCAGGACCAAUGGUCUCCGUUUCCCUCCUUCCCAGCCCCUGUGAAACUGACUAUUCUAGGAAAUUGGAGUAAGAGACACCCGUGCACCAUUUCUCAUUUUACUACUGGCUUCUUUCAUACACCUCGAGUUCCUCAAGAUUCAUCCACGGACUCACCUUUGGUUUUUAUUAUUAUUAUCACUACUCUGUCUUUCUCUUCUUUUUUCUUUCUCUUUAUUUUUUUCCCCCUCCUCAUGAGCGCACGGAGAGGAGCACAGACUCCCUUCAUGCCUGCAGGGUGAUGAGCUCACUGAGGGCCCCUUCAAUCUCAUGCUUGUAAGUUUUGCUUUUCAGUUUCUCUUUGCACCAUGGGAAUUGAAGCUUCUUACAGAGGAUUUGGGGGUUCAGGUAGAGUAAGGCGUUUGUUGCUUCCAAGGAUGUCACCGACUGGCUCCUUCUUCUGUCUUCCUCACCCUGCAUGGGCUUUUGCUUCUGGUUGAUUCCUGGAAAUUGCCAGCAGUACUGGUGAACCCUAGGGGCAGGGCCAACUAACAGGACUUGGCCUUUCUUUUUUGGAGCUCAGGACACAGAGCCUGCCUAGUCGGGCCAGGACACCCCGGGUGGUUCCACUCUGCUCAACGGUAACCUAUCUGCCUGUUUGACUUCCAGGCGGUACAAUCUGGACUUUUUUUUUUAGCAAAGUGAUGAACAUUGGGUCCUUUGGUGAGAACGUGGGGGCAUCUCUCCCCAUUUAAAUUUGGACUCUUACUUCCUUGGUCAUUUCCCUCUGAAAAAAUUCAUGAGGCAACGUGAGUAGCAGGGAGACAUCACCCUGCGUCUUCUCUAUGAUUCUCCUCGACACACCUGUGACCACUAAUAUUAGAAAAUGUGUUUUUUAGAGGUGAUGCGUUCAUUUCCCUUGUUCUGGCCACACUUAUUAGCUGAGGCUGUCGCAAGAAAGGAAAGAUAACUCAUUUGAAGUAAAUAUUUCCCGGAAAUCCCUGACUUCUGUGAGGCCGAUCAUCUGAUUUUUUUUAAACCGAAUUGUCUUUUUUGGUCAGAAAGCUUUCCUCUUGCCAACAUGUCUUAAACUUUUGCUUAAACUUAUUGGAGAUGUAUUAUGCACACUAAUAUGUGAGUGUGUUAUAUUAGCACAUUGACAUUUUUAAUAAAGUAUAUUUUAAUAAAUCA
Messenger RNA from Rattus norvegicus (Norway rat), 4360 nucleotides. Lineage: Eukaryota; Metazoa; Chordata; Mammalia; Rodentia; Muridae. The record is from RefSeq and is a predicted model, not a curated record.